UCCGCUCGCGGUGUGAGCCCGCUCUCCCUGAGGCAGGGACCAUACCCGCUGGGUCAAAAGCGCCUUAUGUAGGCCGCAUCACGUCGUUCACUGUGGAAUUGGGAAAGUGGCAGGCGAAGAUCAUCUUAACACAGAGAGAGUUUACCAUAGAAGCCUGGCACUGACAAAAUUUGUAGCCUGAAGUUAAUUAGAGAUAAAGGAUUCUGAGACUGAAUGAGAAUUACUUUACUCAUGAAAUUUGUUGAACUUCACAAGUGAAACCCGUUGUUGUAGUGCACGGGUGAGCCAGUUAACACGUGGAGUCACCCCAAGCGACUUCCACUUCGCUGGUAAACUCCUGAUCUGAGCUUAGCUUCAGGUUUAAAACUUCCCGAGACGUGGGACCUGUUUUAAACGAUCAUUAUUUUCCACUGAUGUAACAUGGCCACCAGUAUAGUGAAAAGACUGCAAUCUCUCAAGAAGUUAGCCUUUCAGCUGAAGGAAACUUGUCCAGCAGAAGCACGCUACCUUUUAUGGACAUGCCAGGUGAUAACAGGUACGAAGGUUAAUCCAGAAGCAGUGUGUAGCCAUUGCUUUGAGUGCCUUCUCCCUGGGAACCAUAGAGUGCGACUGAAACCCAAAAGAAGGAUUACUGUGCAAAUAAAAAAGCUACUGCGACGUGAAGCAGCCAAUUGGAAACUUAACCUCAAACAAGUGCGACAACUGCAGAAAUACAGAAACUCUAGGAGCACUUUGCUGGUUACAUGCUACACAUGUAAAGAAACUUCCAAAUUCUAUGGAGCAAAUCGGAUGUGUCUUCCUGCCAGGCCUCGCAUCCCUAGAAGCUUAAGUAAAACAAAAACAGACAUGAAGACACUUGAAGCAAGAGCACCUCAGUCCAUGCAGCAAGAAACCCGUUAUUCCCCGCUUACAAAUAAGUCAAGUUCUAAAAGCAAGUGCCCAGCUACAACUUCACGAACAUCGGUUUCUACACCGUCCACGUCAUCGGCCUCAUUGAAAUCAGUUAAAGGGAAGAAGCUGCACUGCUCUCGUCUAAAGAUGCUUUUGAAUUGUGAGCAGAAACAGCAGAACAAUAAAGGGACUCUUCGCGAUUUCCUGACUUCAGUGUAAACUGCAAUUUGUGUUUGUACCUCCUUUGUAACAUUUAAUCUUUGUGUCCACAAACGUCAGAGCAAGAAAAAAAUGCGGAAAAAUUAAUUGCCUGUCAAUUUGCGUAAUCGGUUGGGUGUACAACUGUACACUGUUAUAUAGCUUUAUGCAAAUUUAAUUUUGCAAUAUUGCCGUAAGUUUCUCUUUGCUUGUAAAUAAAUUGUCAGAAAUGUUAUAAUAAAAAGCACGUUGCAGCUCUGACAGGCAACAAUGCUUCUGCAAUACUGAAGAUUAAACAGAAGCAUGUAUGCAGCAUGGUUGGUAAGCUAAGCUGCCAUCUGUUUUUCUCUGAAACAUACUGCUACCCCCAGAAGGAUACGCAUCCAUGAGACUUCUCGAUAUUGAAGUUCAAAUGGGAUUAGCUGCAGGUCGUGAACAAAUAGUUGUCAUAAAUCUUUUUACUGUUAACUGUAACCGCGGGUCAGCUUUCUUACUGCUAAAAUUCCUUGGAAAGGAAUGAUGACUUUUACAAACUUAACAUUUUAGGCUUCUGUAAUUGUGUAUAGUGUUUGUGGACUUAGGCUUUUUGCUGGUUGCCCCUGAAAAGGUCUCAGGCAGAGUUUGUGCUUGUAGCUUGGAGAGAUUGGACUGUCUGCCAAGUCAGUGAUAUUGAACUGGCGUUAUGCUGCAAGGGGUCAGAACAGAUAGACCAGGGAAAUAAAUUCCUGUUUGUAGAAAAAUAGGAAACUUGCUAAUUAAUAGGUAUUGUGUAAUUAUAUUGAUACUGUCUCCAAGGUUAUAUGUAUACAUUAAUGGAAUACUUAAGCAGGCAUCUUGGAAGAUGUAAUUUAUUAAAAUAUUGUUGUUUCUGUUUAAACAAAACUUUCUAUCAAAGCAAAAAAUGGUCCUGCUAGAAAAUGAAAUAGUUUUAGUCCAGUAACUAGGCCAGAUACAUUGCAAGUUUAUUCAUUCCCCAUUUUACUGUGUCAGUGAGAUCUUUCCAUUUCUUGCAACAGCUGAAGUGAGUUUGUUAUUGUCGGUAAUGAUUCGUGUGAGACUGUAACAUUGACAAUCAACUUUCCACCAAUCCACAUGGCUCUGCAACAACCUGGGACAUCCUAUGGAAACUAAACAGCAGUCAGUUCCUUCAAGUUGGCACACCUGAAUGGCCGCGUUAAGGAAACAUUAUAGGGCUCAUACAUGUGUACUCAGCAGCAAAAAAAAUCACUGAUUACAAUAAUGGUAAUUUUGCCUAAUUACAUUAAUAAUGGCUUGAGAGCUCUGGGCUGUUUCAUUCAUCUGUGCUAAUUUUGAGCCUAGAUUACAGAACUGAAAAUGCAAUGUGCUCCCUAAUUAUUUGUAAAGCUCUUGGAAGUGUCAGAGAUUGGGUGAUAUAUUUACAAAGGUACAAUCUCUUUUGCCUAAUUUGGCUUGGAAAACUGUUAUAACAUUCAAGAAAAACAGAUUUUGCCUGUUUUUAUUUUGGUCAAUAUAUCUUGCUGAACAGUAUUAUAGAUUGGAUGCUAUGAUAUCUUUAAGGUGUGAAAUUGUUUUUGUACAUUGCACCGUCAGAUUCACAUUUUGUGCAGCAAGGGUCAAUUGUAUCCAUGGAAAAGAUGACCAAAUACGUCCGUAAUGUACAAAUAUAUAAUGUCUCAAUAAACAAUGAAGAUGUUGCUCCUUUUUAUACAGUAGUGAGAAAGAGUUUAUGUUAUUAGCAAUGCUGUCUUUUCGAUUGGACUUCAAACUAUAAUUUAUCUGUUAAAUGGAAGUAGAUUUAGUUGUAACUUUAAAAAAUAAAUUGCAUGUAAAGGCAAGGUGGUUGGUGGGAGGGAGAUAUUUGUAGAACUAUGAUAAAAGGGUAGGUAAUUUGGACUACUCAAGCCAUUUCAAAGAUUAGUACAAAAGCAUAAUGGAAUAAAAGGUCAUUUCUUUAUGAAAAGAUGGGAGUAGGAAUGAUUUGAACAGAGUUCUGCCAUUAUCUUUUGAACUCUGUUCUCUGACACAUCACCUCACACAUUAACUAAACAUAGCUCUAGUUUACCCAUCAGGAGAUCUGGCUGUGUGCUGUAUGGGCUGCCAUGUCAUUUCAUCAAAUAAGAAUUCCAGGUCAUCAUAAAAAGAAUAGGCCAUUCAGCCCUUUGAGCCUGCUCAACCAUGGUCUUGCUGUGAUUUCAACUCCUUUCCUCUCUGUGCACCCAUAAUUCUUGGAGUGGACUUGGAGGACCAAAGGCUCUGCUCCUGUGCUGUGUUGUGCUUUCUUCUUUUUUCUUAACUCUUGAUCUUAUCAAACUGGAUCUACCUCUGCCUUGAAUAAAUGCAAUGAUACAAUCUCCAUUGCUUUCUUAGGAAUACAAUUCCACAUGCUAACAGUACUGAGAAAAGAAAAUGGCUCCAUCUUAAAAGGGAGACGAUUAAUCUUAAACUGUCCAAAUUCUUUCUUCUUAAAUUAAGCCCUUCAUCCCAGGAAUGAGUCAAGUGAACCUUCUCGAUACUGCUUCAAGUGUAGCUUUUUUUUAUAUAAAUAAGGAAACCAAAUGUAUUUUUCAGUGAUCUUCGUUGAGGGAUGCAUGUUCACCAGGACACUUGAAGAAUUCUUAGUUAUCUUCAACAUCUAGCAUAGAAGGUGAUGUGUGCACUGGAGAGAACACAUGAAUCUUGGUUUAAUAUUUCUUCUUAAAAGCAGCAACUCUGCCAGCACAGCAUUCCUUCAUUACUGUGUUUGAUUGUGCUCAGGUCCUGAAAUGAAGAUUGAACUAGCAAACUACUGAAGGAGAAGCAAGAUGGCUAGUUCUGAGCGAAGCUAAUAUUUGCAAUAGAAUUUAACAAAAUAAAACAAAAGUGAAGUAGAACUGAAAUAGAAUCAGUGAAAGGGGAAAGGUCAAGAUGGAGGCUAGCCUCUAAGGAUUUUGAGAAGCGCUCAAAUGUUUUGUUGUGAAUAAACUCUGAUUUUAUUUAUUUUAGUAAUGCUGCCAACUGGGCAAUGGGUAGAAAAGAAACCUUUCGGAAGAUGGAAAGACUGAUAGGACAGGAAAUGGGGAGAGGAAAAUCCAGUUGCAGGAGGAGCCUUCUGAGAUUGAUGGAAGGGCCUGAGAGUUUUGGAGCUUAGAAAGUUCACGUUAUGAAGCAGCACUCUGCGAACUUGGUUCACACCACCAUCCUCUGGUAUCACACAUAAGAAUGUAAUUUGGAAUAUUCAGCUUUCUUUUGCCUCCCAACUCAAGUUUGUGAAGAAACGACGCAAAUUCUGCAAAUCUUUUGCAGUAGACAUCGUGCUCAAUCAUGCAGCUGCUAAUUUUUGAGGUGAGGCAGUAAUACCAGCGAGUGAGCUGUGGUUGAAACGCAGAAACCCACUUCAGUUGCAUUAGCCGUGUCUGAAAGGCUUUUAACAUAGUUUCUUCACAAAUUUUUAAAAAGAUGAAAAUUAAGGAAGUGCAGGUCGUGAAUUUUAUGUGGAAUCUGCACCUCAGCCCAAGAUUUGUGCAAGUACAAGUGAAUAAAUAAACAAAAGAGUAAGGUAAUCUGUCUUCUACCCAUGGCACUAUAGCAAAGGAUUGGAAUGGUUUAUCUCAAGCAUUUCUAAAGCUAUUAUGGCACUUUUAUUUGUAGACAAUAUUUUUCUGUUAAUAGAUUGAGACACUCUCUGUACUUAUUUGAGCAGAAUUAAAUAAGAUAUGCUAGUGGAAACACCUAAAUGUUGAUUUUUCCAUAGAUGAAGGCAAAAAUGGAAGACAGUGAUUGGUUAAAAUAGUUAAUCUGUUUGCACUAGAGGACAUUUUGAAGAUGGCUGUAUCUCAAUGGUCUAUUCAGAAUUUUUAUUGGAUCUUCAAAGAUACAUUUCCAUCUUUUUGAAGUAAAAUCUAACUAGUCAGUAUUAAUCUAAGGUUUUCAGCUUCAAGCUCCAUAUUAUUUAUUCCAGUAUAUGCAUGUUAAGACUCCAUGGAGUAUUUGUCAUGUCAAAAGUUUCCAUUCGGGGGUUUAAUUCAAAUUUAUUGGAAAGUUAUUUUAAAGUCUUAACACAGAUUUAACAGUUUAUGCAUUAAGUGAAUCAAUAAUUAUGAUUUUCUUGU
Molecule: messenger RNA, 5159 nt
Organism: Hemiscyllium ocellatum (epaulette shark)
Lineage: Eukaryota; Metazoa; Chordata; Chondrichthyes; Orectolobiformes; Hemiscylliidae
Gene: rmp24
Product: chromosome 34 C18orf21 homolog
Exons: 6
Coding region: 421-1110 (229 amino acids)
Source: RefSeq, a predicted model, not a curated record